UCCUCUUGCUGCUUCCCAGCUCGGCUGGCCCGGAGGCGGCCUAGGGGCUCCAGCUCUGCGCCUGCCCCAGCCCUGUCCCUCUUCUGGCUGGCUGCGCCCCAGGGCAGGCUGUGCUCAUGGCACCCCCGGGUGAGGAGACACCCCUGAUCUCCCAGCGCUCCUGCAGCCUCUCCUCGUCCGAGGCUGGCGCCUUGCAUGUGCUCCUGCCCUCUCGCGGCCCUGGGCCCCCCCAGCGCCUGUCCUUCUCCUUCGGGGACCACCUGGCCGAGGACCUGUGCGUGCAGGCCGCCAAGGCCAGCGGCAUCCUGCCCGUCUACCACCCUCUGUUUGCUCUGGCCACGGAGGACCUGUCCUGCUGGUUUCCUCCAAGCCAUGUCUUCUCCGUGGAGGACUCGGGCACCCAAGUGUUGUUCUACAGGCUCCGUUUUUACUUCCCAGACUGGUUUGGGCCUGAGAAAUGUCACCGCUUCGGGCUCCGCAAAGAGCUGACCAGCGCCAUCUUAGACCUGCCCGUUUUGGAGCACUUGUUUGCCCAGCACCGCAGUGACUUGCUCAGCGGGCGCCUGGCUGUGGGCCUGAGCUUCAAGGAGCAGGGUGAGUGUCUGAGCCUGGCCGUGCUGGACCUGGCGCGCAUGGCCUGCGAGCAGGUGCAACGGCCCAAUGAGCUCCUUCAGACCGUGAGCUACAAGGCCUGCCUGCCCCCUGGUCUGCGCGGCCUCAUCCAGAGCCUGAGCUUCGUGACGCGCCGCCGCAUCCGCAGGACGGUGCGCCGUGCCCUGCGCCGCGUGGCCGCCUGCGGGGCAGACCGGCACGCGCUCAUGGUCAAGUACCUGCUGGACCUGGAGCGCCUGGCCCCCGCCGGGGCGGCCGAGACCUUCCGCGUCGGGCUGCCGGGCCGCGACGGGCCGGGGCUGCUGCACGUGGCCGGGGCCAGCGGGGUCAGCUGGAGCCCGGGGGAGGCCGAGGCGCUGCAACCUUUCUGCGACUUUCCCGAGAUAGUGGACGUGAGUAUCCAGCAGGCGCCGCGCGCCGGGCCGGCCUGGGAGCACCGCAUGGUGACCAUCACCAGGGCGGACAACCAGAUGCUGGAAGCUGAGUUCCCCGGGCUGCCCCAGGCGCUGUCCUUCGUGGCGCUGGUGGACGGCUACUUCCGCCUCACCGCCGACUCCCGCCACUUCUUCUGCAAGGAGCUGGCGCCGCCGCGGCUGCUGCAGGAGGAGGCCGAGCGGUGCCACGGCCCCAUCACCCUGGACUUCGCCAUCCACAAGCUGAAGACACAGGGCUCGGUCCCUGGCUCCUACGUCCUCCGCCGCAGCCCGCAGGAUUUUGACAGCUUUCUCCUCACCGUGUGCGUUCAGACACCUCUCGGCCCGGACUACAAGGGUUGCCUGAUCCGGCGCGGUCCCACCGGCACCUUUUCCCUGGCUGGCCUUGGCCGGCCUCACAGCAGCCUGCGGGAGCUCCUGGCUGCCUACCAGAACGGGGGGCUGCAUGUCGACGGGGUCUCCCUGAAUCUUACAUUCUGCUGCACCCCCAGGCCCAAAGAGAAGUCCAACCUGCUGGUGGUGCGGAGGGGCUGCGGCUUGCCCUCAAGCAGCCCCCAGCAGCCCCAUGGCCAGCUGAGCCAGAUGGUAUUCCACAAGAUUCCCGCCGACACCCUGGAGUGGCAUGAAAACCUGGGUCAUGGAUCCUUCACCAAGAUCUACCGGGGUUCGCGUCGUGAGGUGGUGGACGGUGAGGCUCGCCAAACCGAGGUGCUGCUGAAAGUGAUGGGUGCGAAACACCAAACCUGCCUGGAGUCAUUUCUAGAAGCAGCCAGCCUGAUGAGCCAGGUCUCCUACCCACAUCUCGUCUUGCUGCAUGGCGUGUGCAUGGCUGGAGACAGCACCAUGGUGCAGGAGUUUGUACAGCUGGGAGCCCUCGACACCUACCUGCGCAAGCGCGGUCACCUGGUGCCUGCCAGCUGGAAGCUGCAGGUGGUUAAACAGCUGGCCUAUGCCCUCAACUACUUGGAAGACAAAGGCCUCCCUCAUGGCAAUGUGUCAGCGCGGAAGGUGCUCCUGGCUCGGGAAGGGGGUGACGGGAACCCUCCCUUCAUCAAGCUCAGUGACCCCGGUGUCAGCCCCACCGUGCUGAGCCGGGAGCUGCUCACCGACAGGAUCCCCUGGGUGGCCCCCGAGUGUCUGCAGGACACGCAGAGCCUCGGCCUGGAAGCCGACAAGUGGGGCUUCGGGGCAACCGUCUGGGAGGUGUUCAGUGGCGCCCCAAUGCCCAUCAGCGCCCUGGAGCCGGCCCAGAAGUUGGAGUUUUACGAGGCCCGCGGGCACCUGCCAGCCCCCAGGUGGACAGAGCUGGCCGUGCUGGUGGAGCAGUGCAUGGCGUACGAGCCGGAGCGGAGGCCGUCCUUCCGCGCUGUCAUCCGCGACCUCAACAGCCUCAUCACGUCAGACUAUGAGCUCCUGUCCGAGCCCAGCCCGGGUGCACUGGCACCCCGAGAAGGGCUGUGGGGUGGUGCCCAGUUCUACGCCUGCCAGGACCCCACUAUCUAUGAGGAACGACACCUCAAAUAUAUCUCACAGCUCGGCAAGGGUAACUUUGGCAGCGUGGAGCUGUGUCGCUACGACCCACUGGGCGAUAACACGGGCGCCCUGGUGGCCGUGAAGCAGCUGCAGCACAGCGGGCCGGACCAGGAGCAAAGCUUCCAGCGCGAGGUCCAGAUCCUGAAGGCAUUGCACAGCGACUUCAUCGUCAAGUACCGGGGCGUGAGCUACGGCCCGGGCCGCCAGAGCCUGCGUCUGGUCAUGGAGUACGUGCCCAGCGGCUGCCUGCGCGACUUCCUGCAGCGCCACCGCGCACGACUGGACGCCUCUCGCCUCCUGCUCUAUGCCUCACAGAUCUGCAAGGGCAUGGAGUACCUGGGCUCCUGCCGCUGCGUGCACCGGGACCUGGCCGCCCGCAACAUCCUGGUGGAGAGCGAGACCCACGUCAAAAUUGCCGACUUCGGCCUGGCCAAGCUGCUGCCGCUGGACAAGGAUUACUAUGUGGUCCGCGAGCCAGGCCAGAGCCCCAUCUUCUGGUACGCCCCCGAGUCCUUGUCAGACAACAUGUUCUCACGCCAGUCAGACGUGUGGAGCUUCGGUGUGCUGCUGUACGAACUGUUCACCUACAGCGACAAGAGCUGCAGCCCCUCAGCUGAGUUCCUGCGGAUGAUGGGAGGUGAGCGUGAUGCCCCCGCCCUCUGCCGCCUCCUGGAGCUGCUGGCCGAGGGUCACCGGCUGCCUGCGCCGCCUGCCUGCCCUGCCAAGGUUCAUGAGCUCAUGAAGCUCUGCUGGGCUCCCAGCCCCGAGGACCGGCCGACCUUCAGUGCUCUGGGCCCCCAGCUGGAUGCGCUGUGAAGCGGAAGCCGAGGCUGACGGGCCAUGAGGCCUGUGAUGGCCCCCACCACCCCAGAGGCCUCCUGUGGAGACCCUGACAUUGUCCUUGGUGCCGGUGGGGGAGAGGGGCAGCCUAGGGGUCUUUCCCCUCCUCCCUCUGUGGCCCAGAACCCUAGGGUGCCCAAAGGGGCUGUUGGAAUGGCAAGAGUGCGACCCCCUCCUGCGUCCAGUUGAAGGAGCCUGGUUAGAAGUUGGUUUUCGGUGGAGUAAAGCCACUUCCCCCAACACACACACACACAUGCUGGCAUCCCAUAUGGGCACAGGUUCAAGUCCCGGCUGCUCCACUUCCCAUCCGGUUCCCUCCCGGUGCUGGGUUCCCUGGCACCCACAUGGGAGGCCCGACGGUGCUCCAGGCUCCUGGUCCAGGCAUGGCUAUUGUGGCCAUCUGGGGACAUGAACCAGCAUAUGGAAGCUUUUUCUUUCUGUCCCUCCUUCUCUCUGUAACCCUGUUUUUCAAAUCAAUAAUAAAAUAUCC
Ochotona princeps (American pika) is the source of this 3909-nucleotide messenger RNA. RefSeq names its product Janus kinase 3 (gene JAK3). Gene Ontology annotation, molecular function: ATP binding; cytokine receptor binding; non-membrane spanning protein tyrosine kinase activity. Gene Ontology annotation, cellular component: cytosol; cytoskeleton; membrane. Gene Ontology annotation, biological process: cell surface receptor signaling pathway via JAK-STAT; cell differentiation; cytokine-mediated signaling pathway. NCBI's taxonomy places the organism in Eukaryota, Metazoa, Chordata, Mammalia, Lagomorpha, Ochotonidae. The coding region runs from base 117 to 3395 and encodes 1092 amino acids. The transcript has 25 exons. The record is from RefSeq and is a predicted model, not a curated record.